Messenger RNA from Leishmania braziliensis MHOM/BR/75/M2904, 4536 nucleotides. RefSeq lists its product as hypothetical. The coding region runs from base 1 to 4536 and encodes 1511 amino acids. Gene Ontology annotation, molecular function: protein binding. The transcript has a single exon. Gene Ontology annotation, cellular component: endoplasmic reticulum membrane. Gene Ontology annotation, biological process: ERAD pathway. NCBI's taxonomy places the organism in Eukaryota, Euglenozoa, Kinetoplastea, Trypanosomatida, Trypanosomatidae. The record is from RefSeq and is a predicted model, not a curated record.
AUGAGCAUCCACAGCGUCUUGCGUCGAGGCUGCCGCAGCGGUCAGCAGCGGUGCAGUCUUCUCUGGAGGUUUUCGGUCACCGUCUUGGUGCUCGCCAUACUCGCAAGCGUUGCCACACAAGCUGUUCUGGACGAAGUGGAGAGAAAUGCUUCAGAGCAUCCGGCGGACACCUUUGGCAGUGAAACGAACGGUGUGGUGGCUCAGGCCCCAGCGGUACAUAUAAACGCAUCCCAUGUGCUAGCCGCGGAUGACAAGCUCACGCCGGCCAGUGCUGUACCGCAGCACCACGAUGACGCAGCACUGGGAGCACCAAAGUCCCCACUCAGCCAGCAGGGGCACUACGAGCAAGCUGCGAAGCGCGCUACUGAGCUGCACACGGACGCAGUGCCAGCAGACAGGAAAGCCGGAACUUCUUCUCCCCUUCCAUCAGAGGCCUUCACGGAGGAGUCCGUCCGGGUAGAGCGUGACUGGCCCGAGCAGCCGCUGCCGCAACAAGAUGUGCCGAGCCAAGUGCCGCUGAACAGCACCCUGUACAGCGGCGAAGAAGAGAACUGGCAGCAUGAGCAGCAACAUCAGGCGACAGAACCGACGGCCAGCGCCCCAUCACUUAUGUACACAGACGACACGGAUGUUCCCUACGUGGGUGAUGCGCAUGCCGCACCUCCGGCUACAGAGCCUGCCACUGUUUCCAACAACCAUGCUGGUAUAACCGCCGCCGCUGCUGAUGCGGCGCAGGGGUGGGACGCUUCACCACCACCACAGGAGGACGUUACUACACCAGCGCAGCCAGAUGAGCCAUCCGCGUUCGAUAAGGAUGCCCCUUCCACUCCUGCGUGGAAAGAAAGGGAUUCAUCUGCAUCGCCGCAACCACAGACAGAGGAUCGGUUGCCUUUCCAGAGGGAUGGCCGAGAUCCGCAUGAAGACCAGCAGAGCGCCGCGUUGGACCGUGACGCGCGCACCACUCCGCAAAGUGGGCCUGGAUGGGAGGUGACGAAGAGACAGCAGGAGGCUGCCGCGGAGGCCGCGCAUCAGGAAACCCCACCACCGUCUACAGCCAACGCAGCACCCGCUUCGCCUGAAGCGCCCCUGGCGCAGAGGACUUCAGAAGAGCUGCACCAGGCAUGGGCCGGUGAAGCUCACGAGGAAGUGGGCGGCGAGGUGUCAUCAGACCCCCCUUCUGUGCUGGAGGCGCAGGAGCAACAGCUGCCGGAGCACCAUGACGAGCACCAGCAGUGGACGGAGGGCGGGGGAGUUCAGGGCGAUGGUGCGACGCAUGGCGCAGAAGUCACUACAGCGGAUGAUGGGGUUCUCACCGGCACGUCGGGUGGCUUGGCGAAGGAGGUGUGGCCCGCAGAAGCGCCACUGCCUGAAGCGGAGUUGACGGCAGAGGAGCACGCUGCAACUGCGGAGGUGCCUGAAACUGAUCGUUCUGUAUCGCUGUUCGCCACCGCCGAUGUCGCUAGCGAUGUGCCGGUGUCUGCUGAGGAGAGUGGUGAGGCUGCAGCCUAUGUGCAAGCGACAGAGGACCAGGUUGAGCCCGGUGAUGCUGCUUCUGCCACCGAUGCCGACACUAUCAGGGAUGGGAAGAGGGCGGCCACCGAGUUUUGGGAAGGACCGGACGACACUGCUGCUGCUGAGACUGACUUCACGGAGGGGGCAGGGAGCUCCGUCAGAGAGUCUGCCGCUGAUGUGGGGAAUGCCGAUGGUGAUGGGCUGAACAAAGAAAGGGAAGGGUUUGCGCCUUCUUCACCAGCCUCUGCCGCAAUCACCACGCCCUGUAGCAGCACCGACACGCCGUAUCAUCCUUGGGAGCACCACGUGCUGCACCCUCGAUCCCCACCCCCGUCGCGACUUGCUCUCUCCUACCUCUACUACCACGCGCUGGAGGCGCUCUACGUGGAUGAGAACGUGACGCUUUUCGUUCAGCGAGCCCGUGACGUGGCGCCGUACGGACAUGCACGGCUGAACUGGCUUCUCGGUGUGCUGCAUGCCUACGGCGUCGGCGUCCCGCGCAGCGAGCGGGAUGCACUCAUGUAUUACUCCUUCGCCGCUAUGGAGGCGGUACCUGAGGCGCACAUGGCGCUCGGGUACCGCUACAAGCUCGGCCUCGGGGUUGUGGAGAGCUGCGAGAGCGCGCUGGCGCACUACCGCGAGGCAGCGGACGCGGUGGCUAUGACGUACGACGGCACUGCUGCUGCCUCCGACAGUGGUGUGACACCGAUGGCCGCUGGCGCCAAGACGAUUGGCAGCGGCAGGGGCAGUCGCAGCGGUUCAACGUCUUUCUUUGCCUACCGCGACGACGCUGCCGCGUCUGACGUGCGCAAGCAGCGCCGGCUGGAUCUUAUCAGCCUCAAGUAUCAGGCCGACAUCGGCGACGUGGAUGCGAUCCUCACACUAGGGUACUUGCUCCUCAAGGGUGACUAUCAGGUGGCGCGCGAUGGCCGUCGCGCCGCCACCUACUUCAAGGCCGCUGCCGAACAGGGCAGUGCACGAGCGCAGGGUGCUCUGGGUCAGCUGUACAUGGCUGGUGACUCAUCCAUCAGCCCACCACUGCGGCCUGACCUGCGGAGGGCCCUCCACCACUUCCGCCUAGGCGCUCUGCAGAACGAUGCUCUGUCCCUGAACGGGAUAGGCUUCCUCCACGCUAUUGGGUACCUCCAUCAAGACCAGCGCCAUGGCGCGGCCGACGCCAACAGCCACGCCACUGACGAGUCAGACGUUGACGACAAGUCUGCGGCGCCGCCGUUGAACGGGCCGCCGGACUUCGUGACGGCGGCGCAGUACUUCUACCGCAGCCACUGCGCUGAGGGGCUGUACAACCUCGGCGUCCUUUUUCUGCACGGCCGCGGGGUGGUGCUAGACAAGAAGCAGGCGCGCCGCCUCUUCGAAAGGGCAGCGAAGCAAGGCAGCGUACUGGCGCAGUGGCAGCUGGCAAACAUGCUGAGCGAGGUCGCCGAGGACAGUAGAGGCAUACCGGCGGCAGAGUGUAAGCGGGCACUAGCGCUGUAUCAGCGCACCGCGUCCUUUGGCACUUGGCAGCACCGCGCGUCCGGCAACCACCGUUCGGGUGGCGGUGCCGCCGUCGGUUCUGACAAUGCAAAUGGGCAGCCGCAGCGGCAGCGCCAUGGUGAUGCGGAGGAGAAGAUGGGAAUCAACGAAGACGGUGACGCACAACUGUUGAGGGAGACGAGGGACAGGCACGUGUCUUCCCACGACGGCAGCCGGGGCCAGGACGAUGACGGCGGCGCUGCCAACCAUCUUGGCGGGUUUGUGCGACCGCGGUCGGAGGCGGAGUAUCAAGUGCUGCUCGCCGGCAUUCUCGACCGCCUGCACGCUGUGGAGGAGUCUUUGGUGUCGUCGGACGAAGGUGAAGGGCCCACCACUGUGUCGUUGGCCUCCUUUGUCGAGCUUCUCAGCCUGGCUGAGACGGGCGACGCAGUCUCUCCGUGGGUGGCCGCCCAGUACGUAGAUGAAUACCUCGAGGUCGCGGACACGACACUGCCGGAUGGCAGACAUGUCGGCAAGGCCGGUGCGGUCCCUCUUUUGUGGCCUUCGCCCUCCACGCCAGCAGGGACUCCUCAGUACCUCUCCGGCGAGGCGGCCGCCAGCGAGCUGCUCUACCAUCUACUGCAGCGCACCGUGCUGCAUCACACGCACACGCACGCCACGCUCGGGGCUGCGUAUCUGCGACUCGGCAAUUUCUACUAUUAUGGGGAGUCCCCCCUGUACGGGGUGAACAUGGAGCGUGCACUGGCGUACUACCGCAUCGCAGGUGAUCAGCAUCACAAUGCACAGGCACUCUUCAACGUGGGCUUCAUGUACCAGCUGGGUCUGCAUAAAGCUCCUCGCGUGACGCGGGUGGUGGGAGGCAUGUCCGCACAGGAGGUGGCAGGGCGUCCUGACGUGCUGCGGCACUACACCAGCGUCCCCACAGGGGCUGAAUGGAUGGUGCACUCGAACCCGCCCGAGUACCUGGUAGCAUCACCGGCCUUCUACUUAGCUGUCAAGGCUGCGGCAAACGCGUGGGACCGCACCAGCGCGGACCCGAUGGCGCGCGGCGUUGAUGUGUACCUUUCGUGGAAGUACUACACGGCGUCGCUCAAGCAAGAGGAGCGGGGCUGGAUGGCAGUGCAGUUUGCCUUGCUGAUGCUCAACGUGCAGUGGUCUCUGCGGCACUUUGGCAUCUCUGGGCUGCUACCGCAGUCGUCGGCGUUCACGUCACCCUCCGCUUCGUCCUCGACUUCAGCUGACUCGACGUUCUCCCUGGAUGAGGUAGGGAUGAAUGGCGUUGAUGUCCCACUAUCGACCGGCGUGGGGGGUGCCCAUUGGGUGCACCAGGACAGAGGCGCCGCUCUUCAGGGGCCAUUGGGCAUGCUGACUGCCAUGCUUCAAGUUAUGUGGAGCCACGUCAAGAGGAGCGCCGUGGGCGCUGCGAAGGUGAUGUUAUCGUGGUACGAGCCGUUGGAGAACGCGAUGCUGUACGGCGCCAUCUUCGUGGCUGUUAUUGGGCUGCUGGUUCGACACCACGUGGCAUAA